AUGGGUUGUUGUGCCAGUGCUGCAAAUUAAAUUUCCUUGCCUUCAAAUCACAAGCCAGAUCAGUGGAAAAAUCAGACGGAGUAAACAUAUGGAAGCAAGGGAGAUCAUAAAUAAUAACUGCAAAUGCAAUAAAAUCAACAUGAUGAAGAUGAUCAAGUUAUCUUGAUUGAUAAUCAGAAAUAGGGUAGAAUCGGCGUGAUUAUGAAACCUCGAGAUAUGAAGCAAAACUAGUUUGAAAUGGAGGGUGUUGAUGCUAGUGAUGAUCUAAUAAAAGAGUAACAAUUAGAUAAUCAAAAUGAGGUGGAGUAAUAAGAUAAUGAAAAAGCGGUAAAGGGCAAUUCAAAGCCAAGUAUAAUAAUUGUUAAUUAAUUAGAAGUUAGGCAGUUCGUAAUAGAGCAAAGGAGAAGAUUAAAGUUAUAGUAUUAUGAAUACAACGAGGAAUAAAUGAAUAUAGUUCAGGAAGUGGAAAUAUUAAUUCACAAUAAACAAUUAAAUUUAGCUUCAUUGAAUGUAAGUCAAUUUUUAAUAUCCUUCAGGAAAUUUGCCAAAAAUAUAACAAGACACUGAUAGAUGUCCUAUCUUUAAAGAACCAACAAAAUUAUUACUUAAUUGAAUUGGUCCUAAUUUACAUCAAUGAUUACGAAAUCAUCCAACAUGUUCUACUCAAUCACUCGUUGCCAGAUGAAUUCAUAUUAGAAGCGACUGCUCAUCGAUUGUUUAACAAAUUGAAGCCUUUUUUUAGCAGUAAGGAAUAACUGCAAUUGUCCAUAUAAUUCAUUUAAUCAAUAUUUCACUCCAAAGAAGUAGAGUGCAUUUUAAAGCAAAUGAAAUUUACUAAUAUUGAUACCUAUGUAGAUCUCAAGAAUUAAGAUUAAUUGAAACUGUUUGGAUUGAUUAGCAAGCUCUUUAAAAAGAGCGAAAUUGAUUAUUAUGAUUUUAUGAAAUCGUAUCGAGAGGCCAAAAAGUAUUACAGAUUUUAACACUUGAUUGUUCCUAAAUGUAUACCAUUGGGACUAAAUACAGUCAGAAUUGUCGACAAGGCUAUUUUGGAGGAAUUGUAAUUUAACAUCUUUCAUUAAAUUGCACUCUAAAAUAAAUGGGAUAUGUUUAUGCAAUAUUCUAAUGAUUAUUAUUUGAUGCCCAAUGUUGCAUAAGUGACUCCAAUGAUGAUGCUAUUCUAAAAUGCACCCAUUAGUGUCAUCAAUGAAUAUAUAACCUUAUAUCCAGAUACUUUAGAAAAGGCAUUGCAUUUUUAUUAAAGAAAUGGAAAAAACUUAAUACAUUGUUUAUGCCUUAAUAAUUCUAAAAGAUCUAUUGAUGAAAUCAAAUCCCUCAUUGAUAGCUUAAAUUAAUAUCAAGAUUUGUUAAAAGAUUUAUUGGUCUAACCCUAUAAUGAGUAAAUUCCCUUAGUCGCUUAUUUGGAUUAUUGGAAGGACCCUCAAGAGUUUUUCAUAACAUUUUUAAGCUAGCAUGUGUAAAAAGAGUUUGAUUUUUAUCAAAUUUAUUGUGAUGUUCUAAAAUCUGCGUUUGACCGAAAUAAAAAAGAUUGGAAAAAACAAAGGAUCAACCCCUCUACAUUGUACUAUCACUCAAUGCAAAAUAAUAAAACACCCAAAAGAUUGAGAAUUCAAAACUAUGAAGAAUAAAACUAUUAAUAAUAUGAUAAGAUUUAUUAUUAGUACAUUUAAGUUGCGAAAUAGUUGAUAAAGCAUAAGUUCAAAAUCAAUUUAAGUUGGAUUACUAAUUUUGAUGUGCAUUCAACACAUUAUCCAUACGAAUUUAGUGGCAUCGUGAGACCGUUAUUAAUUUAACUGAUUUAAUUCGAUUAAGUUGAUUUGGUUCAUAAGUAAGUUGAGUUAAUAAAACCCUAUUACUAAAACCAAUAAAUUGACAAUAAUAAUAAUGAAAUCAAUAUGCAAUCAUAAUUCAUAUCGAAAUUAAUCUAAAUAGUUAAGUUUGCAUCAGAUCGAUCCCAGCUAACCUCCAUUAUUGAGUAUAUCAAAUAAGCAAUUAGCUCAAAUCCUUAAUUGUUGAAGACUCCUUUGCAUGGGUAUUUCGAUGCAAAAUCUAAAUUGAAUAACUCCAUUUAUGGGUUUCAAGAUGGUAGAUCGAAAUAGCAAUUAUAUUACUUUGAUUGUAUUUAUACGCAACUUGUAGAUUUGAAUGAGAAAGCAUUUGAAUCAUGUUAUAAAGUUAACAGGUUAGAAUUUUAGAAAAAUGAAUUGGUUGGAUUUUAAAUACUUCGUAAACUCUAUCUUAAUAACAAACUAUUAUUAGUAGAUGAUGAAUUUAUAAAUCAAAUUUAUAAAAAUAUCACUUUUGUUGCUAAUUUCUAAUAAGAAAAUCCCUCUCUUCCAGAACAUCAAGGUAGGGUCAUAAAGCAAAAGUUUGAAGAACCUUGCAAAUAGGUGAUUAAUGAUAAGAUUUAUUACCAUAUUAUCCAUAAAUUAGAAGAGAAAAUCCUUCUUUAGCCUUCAAAUCAGGUGACCCAUAAGUAAACAACUAACAAAAGCGGAAAAACAAAAAAUAGAAAUAAUUAGAAUAAACCUGAUUAACCUAUCAAAAAGUAGAUCAAAAGGAUUAAAAGAGAUAAACUAGUCAUCAAUUAGAUAAAAGUGUUUUUAGUUUUGAAGGCGGUUGAUAUUCAGGAUGGUCCCACUUAUACUUUUAAGGAAUUCCUUCAAUUCUUGAAGAUAAAUUGUUUUGAGUAUUAGAUAAAGAAGGAUAAUUUGUUUGAUAAACUGUGUGAUUGUAAUUAGGAAUAGAACGUCUAAACUCUAAGUAAACUAGAGUUCAAUGAUAAUUUUCGCAAGUUCCCCAAAGGUUUGCAUCUUUUGGAUGAUUAUUUUGAUGUGAGUGUUAAUUCUCAACAUUGGACCUCCUCACUCUUCUUUAAUGCAAAAAACAUAAAAUCCGACUUCAACUUUAUUCUAGAUGUCGUAGAUGAUCAAGACUAUUUAAGGAGCAUAACUUGUACAAUCUUUAAAAUGAAAGAAGAUCAUCUUGAAAACAUCUAUAAUUGGGAGAUGGGUGGUAUGUAAGUAAAUUUCAUGGUUCCUCUAAAAGAAUACCCAGUUCCAAAGAAUUACAAAGAGAAGGCUAUCUUGUAUACUAAAUAGAAUAAAAAAUCUUUUUUGGCAUCCUUGAUCACCAUAAAGGAAUGUUACGACGAUUUAACUUAAAUAUAUCCUUAACCCUUAAUAUUUGAAUGGGUAAUUUACGAAUUAUCAUUAAAAGAUGUUGUUUAAAAUAAAUCAUUUCAGAAUUUAAAUGUAAUCUUAAAGAUUACAGAGACUUCUAGAAUGGUUUUGGCAUCUAUUUUGGCUUAGAACUUUUUCCCUUUGGAUUGGAAUCCUAAGAAAAACAAAGAGGAAAUCGAAAAAUUCAAUGACGCUUUGUUAUAGCUUUUUGCAAAUUUAGAUUACACUGAAGAUGAAAGUAGAAGGAAAUUAAGUUUACUAAAAACUUGCCAUCUUUACUCUGUCAUAAAUCUUAAAUCCUACCAGAAUCUUAAGUUAAACUUUUAAGAUCUGAAAUUGUUUGAAAUUAUAUAGGUAAUGAAUUCUUGUGGGGAUAGGGAAGUGAAGUCUGCGUUAUUGAAUGAUAUACCCCUGGAUAUAUUUGUGAAUCUGAAAAACUUAUUGAUCAAAGUAUGUUAGAAAGAUUAGGAGAUGAUAUUUCCCAUGAUAAAGAGAGUUUAGCUCUUGAAUAAAGCAGAAGAAUCUAAAAUUGUGAUGAGAGCAUUGUUGUUAUUGCGUUUCAGUUAGAAUCCAUCUAAGGCUAUUGAUAUUCUAUAGGAAGGCCUUAAAAAGUAAGAAUUGAAAGAUCGAAUACAAUUCAUUCAAUAUUUUUAUAUGAAGGCUUAUUAGAAUAGAGAUUAAGAUUCAUUAAAUCGCCUAUUGGGAAUUUUGGACAAGGAUCCGGAGAAAAACUCAAAUAAAAUGAACUUUUUGUUGGGAAAUUAGUUUAGUGUUGAUUCUGAAUACAAUAAUUAUAAUUUAGCUCUUCGACAUAAUCCUUGUUUGGUGCUCAAUAUACAACAAUACCAAAAAUAUGUAAAAUAAAACAAAUUUGAAAAAGUAAAACUAUAAAGUGACUUUUUGUUAUGUUUAAGAAAUGGUUUACAUGAGAAAGUAGAAAUGUUGAGUCAAUUAAUCGGUCCAUUUGAGUAGAUCCAAGAAAAAGACAGUUUUUGCGAACUGAUUGCUACUCUAUUAAUAGAAGCUAAUAUUUAACCUUAUAAUGAAUCAUUGAAGGAUCAUUAGGUAGAGUUUUUACAUGCUGAAUUUAAAAAAUUGAAUGAGGUGGAAAGAUACUACUUUUUCAGUUCAAAUCACUCAUACACUUUGGAGAGGAAACAAUUAAAAUAAAAGGAUUUAAUGUAAUCCUUUAUAAAUAGAGCACAGCAACAAUUUGAGUAAUCAAAGAAAAGAAUUAAUCAUCCAGUCAAAAAGAUUGAAUUCAUUUAGAAAUAAGAAUAUUAAUUACUUUAUGCAUAAAAUUAAGCUUAUUCAAAAUAAAAUUAAAAUUACUCGUGUUUAUUUCAAUCUAGUUAGAAUUCACAAUCAUAAAACUAUGACAAAUGUUUUGAGUUAGUUUAAAAAUGGGCUAAUUAGAAAAGUUUGAUUUAAAAAUCUCCAUUUUAUGAAAGAAUGUACGCUCUCAGAUAUCCAAGUAAAUAGUAGGUUCAGUAAAAAGAGUAAUUGGUGGAAAUAUUGGUCAACCACAUUUUAUUAAAAUAGGCAGGACCUAAAUUCUUAAAGCAUAAAUCCAAGGAAUAUAUCGAAUUGCUGAAAGCAAAUUGUACAACCUCUCUUAACAAAUAUGUGAAAAGUAACUUUAGAAAUAUACGUCCUCAGAUGCUGGAGUUGUUUGUAUCUCAAUUUAUAUGUGAAGAUCAGAAAUAUGAUCCAAGCAAUGACGAUUUGGAUUACAUCAUAAUGACUAUAAAAUAUCAGAAUAUCAAAUUGGUACCAAUAAUGAAAAAGAAAUAUAAGGGAUUAUUGAAAUUCAAAUUCAAUAAGGCUACUUAGUUUUAUGCUAAAAAUGAAGUGAACCUUUUGCCAGCCUCACAAUACGAUGUCUCCUGUAAGAAGUUCGAGAAGAGAAUGCAAUUCUACUCUCGAUUUAUAAGUGGAGUUGGGGCAAACUUAAAAAAUUUAACACCAGAUUAAGUGUAUUUGAUUUUUGGCAAACAUAAUCACAUCCUAUAGAAACCAUAAUUUAGUUACGAAAACUUGGUUCUCGCUCUGAUUAGUGGAAAUAUGGAAACUAUUCUUUUCACUAUACAACUCCAUCAACAACCAAAUAAACUUGUAUUGGAAUAGAAUCUCUUUUAAUUGAUUAUUUCAGGCAAUUUCACUGACAAUCUUGUGAUAAAGUUCUUCAAUAAAUACAUUAAAGACUAGGUCAAAUAAACCAAUAGAAUUUUCUAAAUUGAUAAUCAACCCAUUUUAUAUCACUUAAUGCUCAUGAGAAGACAGAAAUUAUUUGAAGACAUCUAUUUACCAUUCAUGAUUCAAAUACAUGGGCAAUAAAAGGCUCUUCAAAUUUUAAAAGAGGAAUUACUAGUUGUUGUUGGAGGAGAUAACAACUAAGACAUCUUAGGUCUAGCCUUAAUGAGGAAAAACUAUUUUAUUCUGAAUUAUUGUGAGGAUGUCAUAACUAUGAGACAUUUAGAUUUCAUUCAACAUUACGAUAUCAAUUACUUCGUAUAAAACAAAUCUUAAAAUAACAACACUCCUUAUUCUAAAUUUAUUGAAUUGUACUAAAAAUAUCUUCCUCUAGCUUGCGUAGAAUAGAAAAUUGACUCGUAGUCUCUUUACUAUUAAAAUGAAUCAGAGAAGAGUAAUCAAUAAAUAAUGAAAUCCAAUCGAAAUUAAUAAAUAUUAUCACUAAUUUAAUAUGAAAAAGCUUGUAUCAAUUUUGUAUUAAAUUUGGGUUGUUUUUACAAGUUGAGCAGCAAGGCUUUGACUCUAUAAAUGGCUCUGGAUAAAUGGUAGGUUGUCGAUAUAUAUCAUUAUAAUCCUAUUCUUCUCAAAUAGUUCUUAUUGGAAUACAAACAACCUGAUGGAUCUUAUUAAAUGGAACAGGAUGAAUAUCAGAUUCUUCUUGAACAAUGUCAAGAACAUCUCAUAUAUUAACAUCCAAUUUUUAAUGAAAUUGCUACUAUAAAUCCUAAGAUAUUCCUUAUACAUACUAACCCAGAGGUUCUAACCAUUUCCUUAGUUAUUAUUCUGAAUCAAGCUUUAUAUCAAACUCCUGAAUUAUUUGAGUAUGUAGAAUCACAAUAUUAGGCAUACAUAGAGCAAGAAUAAUAAUAAGAGCAAAUAAGAAGUCAAAAAUAAAAGAAAAGUAAAAAGAAGAAGGUAGAAAAUCAAAUUCAGAAUGAAUAGAAAAGUUAAAACUAAAGUGAGAACAACAAGCAGGAGUAAAUUUCUUAAUAAGUGGAGUAGAACGAAGAUAAUAUGGAGGAUAAGCAUANAACUUAAAAAAUUUAACACCAGAUUAAGUGUAUUUGAUUUUUGGCAAACAUAAUCACAUCCUAUAGAAACCAUAAUUUAGUUACGAAAACUUGGUUCUCGCUCUGAUUAGUGGAAAUAUGGAAACUAUUCUUUUCACUAUACAACUCCAUCAACAACCAAAUAAACUUGUAUUGGAAUAGAAUCUCUUUUAAUUGAUUAUUUCAGGCAAUUUCACUGACAAUCUUGUGAUAAAGUUCUUCAAUAAAUACAUUAAAGACUAGGUCAAAUAAACCAAUAGAAUUUUCUAAAUUGAUAAUCAACCCAUUUUAUAUCACUUAAUGCUCAUGAGAAGACAGAAAUUAUUUGAAGACAUCUAUUUACCAUUCAUGAUUCAAAUACAUGGGCAAUAAAAGGCUCUUCAAAUUUUAAAAGAGGAAUUACUAGUUGUUGUUGGAGGAGAUAACAACUAAGACAUCUUAGGUCUAGCCUUAAUGAGGAAAAACUAUUUUAUUCUGAAUUAUUGUGAGGAUGUCAUAACUAUGAGACAUUUAGAUUUCAUUCAACAUUACGAUAUCAAUUACUUCGUAUAAAACAAAUCUUAAAAUAACAACACUCCUUAUUCUAAAUUUAUUGAAUUGUACUAAAAAUAUCUUCCUCUAGCUUGCGUAGAAUAGAAAAUUGACUCGUAGUCUCUUUACUAUUAAAAUGAAUCAGAGAAGAGUAAUCAAUAAAUAAUGAAAUCCAAUCGAAAUUAAUAAAUAUUAUCACUAAUUUAAUAUGAAAAAGCUUGUAUCAAUUUUGUAUUAAAUUUGGGUUGUUUUUACAAGUUGAGCAGCAAGGCUUUGACUCUAUAAAUGGCUCUGGAUAAAUGGUAGGUUGUCGAUAUAUAUCAUUAUAAUCCUAUUCUUCUCAAAUAGUUCUUAUUGGAAUACAAACAACCUGAUGGAUCUUAUUAAAUGGAACAGGAUGAAUAUCAGAUUCUUCUUGAACAAUGUCAAGAACAUCUCAUAUAUUAACAUCCAAUUUUUAAUGAAAUUGCUACUAUAAAUCCUAAGAUAUUCCUUAUACAUACUAACCCAGAGGUUCUAACCAUUUCCUUAGUUAUUAUUCUGAAUCAAGCUUUAUAUCAAACUCCUGAAUUAUUUGAGUAUGUAGAAUCACAAUAUUAGGCAUACAUAGAGCAAGAAUAAUAAUAAGAGCAAAUAAGAAGUCAAAAAUAAAAGAAAAGUAAAAAGAAGAAGGUAGAAAAUCAAAUUCAGAAUGAAUAGAAAAGUUAAAACUAAAGUGAGAACAACAAGCAGGAGUAAAUUUCUUAAUAAGUGGAGUAGAACGAAGAUAAUAUGGAGGAUAAGCAUAUUGAAAUUGCUGAUGAAAUUGCUGAUAAGAUGGCUGAUGAGAUGGCUGAUGAAAUUGCUGAUAAAAUUGCUGAUAAGAUGGCUGAUGAGAUGGCUGAUAAAGUGGCUGAUAAAAUUGCUGAUGAAAUUGCAGAUAAGAUGGCUGAUGAAAUUUAAGGAAGGGAAGGAGUUGAUUAACCAGUUGAAGAUGGUAAAACAAAAUAGAUACAAAAAAGUAUUCUUUAUGCCUUUUAUUUAUUGAUGUGCAUUCAAAAGGACGAGUAUUAAGAAUGGGUUACUUAAUCAUAAUAGUUAAAAGUUAUUGUGGAAUUAUAUUUGAUUCUUGUAAAGCAGGAAUGCAAAAUCUAAUAGAAAAAGCCAUAUCUUACUGAGAACAGUAAGACUUUCUUGUUUUAGCAAUUAAAUAAAGAUUAUCAAUUUAAAGAAGUUUCGUAUUUUGAAUAAAUUUUAGAGAAGGAGAAUUCCAAGGAAUUAGCUAUCUUAAGAGGUAUAAUAUGUAUCUAAUAAAUUAAUCAAAUCAUCAAAGGAUUUAUCGAUAGAUUGAGUGAGGAGAUUACUACUAUGAAUAAUUUUAAGAAAAAUGUCUUCAUUGUUUUUGGAGACCAGUAGAUAACAUAUGAGGAAGUCGGUUUCUUUAUCCCACUUCAAUAAUUGGAUUAAGGAUUUUACUUAUCUGAAGAGAAGAUUGCUUAAGCUAUCCCUCAAUUAAAGAUAGCGAAUUAUUAGAUGAAUAUAGAUAUAGAAUUAAUUCAAUAUCAAGAAUUCUAAGAGAAUUGGAAGAGUUUUGAUUUCAGUUCAAUCACUACAGUUGACUUUAAUGAGAUCAUUGCAAAUGCAAAGGAGAAUGUGAUUGAGAAGUGUUUGUUCUUCAAGGAGCUUAUGGAAUAAUAAUUUGAAAAAGUUGGCAUUUAUUAGAUAGAUGAUGUGUUUGCUCCUCAUUAGCAUGAGUAAGUGCGAUAAACUGAUAUGCAACUAUUUCAAACUCAGGGACAACCUCCAUCUUUAAUUCAUUAGAGUCAGAGUCAGAUGGGUGUGUCAUAGGGGAACCAGAUACAGAGACAAUCACAUAUGAAUCAACAGCAAAUAAUGAAGGAAGAUUUUCAAUUUAUGUUUGAGUUACUGCCUGAUAAUACCUAUUAGGUGAGACAGUAAAAGAAAUAGAAAAAUCAGAAAGAGCUAAUAUUUGCCGAGUUCUAUAACUUCAUUCAACCUCAAGUAGUAAUUAAUUUAGUAAAAUUAUCAGAAGAGGAGUUCGUUGCUAAUUAUAAUGGGGAUGCUGUAAUUUCAAUAAUAAUUUAAGAUUUUUAUAAAUAUAAUGAAUUUUUAAGUUCUCUAAUUGAAUAGAAAUAAUAGCAAAAUUGGAAGUUGGAAUUUCCAUUUUAUAUUAAAAAUUAACACUUUGUGUUUCAAGAUUAAUUGUUUUCAACCUAUAAUAUUUAGAUGAUACUUACCAAAUUGGUUGUAUUUAUUGAAAAAGUGCAAUAAUUGCUGGGGAGAAGUGAGGAUAAUAGUAAAUUGGUCUGGAGAAUAAAUACAAUAUCAUUCUUAGAAGUUAUAGUGAGUAAAUUGGUUGAACUGUAAUAAGCUUCAAAUAAAAUAAUUAACAUCUAUUCAAUCAUUGAACUUGUGUUCAGUUGGGAUACGUUGAUUAUGAUUUUGCACUAAUUACUCUACAACAAUUUGAUAAAAGCAUAGUAAGUGUUAAAGGUGAUCAGAGGGGUUUAUGUUGAAUUCAAUGAAUAACAAGGGGUUUAGUUUGUGGAGAAUGAUCAAUAAAAUGGGUUGGACAAAAUCUUCUAAUUCGGAAAUACUACUUAUCUACUUUACAAUCACAUCCUGAUCAUUAGAUUGAACAUUGUGAUAGCCAGUCAGAGAUAGUAAAAAAUUCAAUAAGUUGAACAAGCCCCUUAGAUUUAGUAGAGGAAUAAAAGUGUAUUUAAGUAAGAUCCAUUUACAUAGGAAUAUUUCCAUAGCAUAAUAAAUGAAUAUGAUUUCUACAAUUAAAUAUUCAAUCCAGAAUAACUAAUUUAAUACUUGUUCAAUAAAUUGGAUGUCGAUCGACACUUGCUCUAAUAUUCAAAUCAAUUAAGCAAGACUCUCAAUAAAACUAUUACGUUGUCAGUUGAUCAUCAAUCUCUAGCCUCAAUCUUCUCAGGUGAAAUCUCCAAAAUCAAUCAGAGUAAGAAUAGCAAGACUAGAUUAAAAGAAAUGGAGUAAAUUUGGUACAUCUUAUAAAAAUUGAACAAAUAUUUUAAAGAAGACUUAUAUGGGUUUUUACAAAAGCAAUUGAAAGCUGAGAGAUUUGAUGAAAUGUUUAAUAUUAGAUUAUCAUGUUUGUUAUCUGCAUUGAGAUAAAAUCAAACAUUAAUGAACAUAAUUGUAUCGAAUACAAGAUAGUUGCAACUUAAAUAGAAAUCUAAGAUUUUAGAAAAUCUAUGUCCUGUCACUCAAAAGAGCAAUAUAAAGCUUGCAUAUCAUUUUGGAUUUUAGAUCUCCAAGAAUUAUUAUGUAAAUAAUAGUAAAUUGGGAGAUGUUUGCAUGUUAAUCUUCUGCGAGAAGCAGAGAAACAAUUUAGAACCAGGGUAAUUGGUUUACAAUUCUAAACCAGGACACCUUUUAUUUCAUAAAAUAGAUUCCAUGAACGACGAACUCUUAACACACGAGAAAAUCACUAGAAAACAAAGUAGAUAUUCUGGAUGUACAGCAUCAACCAAAGAAUUGAGAUAUGUUCAAAUUGAAGACUUAAUGUCAAUUGUAUUAUUUCAACCAAUUUGGCCAUCAGAUCCUGUCUUCAACGCAUCGAUUUUGAAUGUAUUUUUCACUGAUCAAGACGGCAACAUUUCAAUUUGCAAUGAACCAAAAUUCUCUACUAUUAUGAGUCAGAUUCAAUGCGAAUAGGACGAAUUCACCAAGUAGGAAAUGCUUGAUAAUCUCUUUGGAGUUGGUUUGGUGUCCACUUAUAGCGAUUUGAGUCUGACUUAAUUGACACCCAUCUUUCCGGAUUAAAUCAAUUUCGAUUUUUCUGCCAUGCAUCAGUUGAAGAAGCAACAAUCUUUAGUGUAGGGAUAAAACGUGUUUGUCCGAAUCAAUGGAGACAAGUUUAAACUUGAUUAGAUUGAGAUUGCAACUGUCAAUAUGGCUUGUCACUUUGAAACCAAUCAAAUAGCUCAAUAGCGACAGAAGAGCUUCAUUAAAUUCCUCAAGAAGAAUACGGAAUUAAAAAAUGUGUUCUUAAAUUUUGAUGAUCAAUUCAAUUAAAAUCCAGAGUUCUAUGUAGAUUCUAUCCUUGCCGGCGAAACCAUAUUCGAGGCCUUUUAAUCUGGUUAUUAAAAUUUCAAGGAUGGGUACUCUUAUCCAAAGAUAAAUAAUUCAUUACAACAUCUAUUUGACAUCUAAUCAAUUCAAACAAUAAAAAUCAAUUUCAUUUAGACAUACAUUGAAAAGAUUGAAUUAAUUUUUGAAAAAACCUAUGACAAUCAAAAACCAUUAAUCCAAUAUGAAGAUAGAACAUUAAAGUGCUAUACCCUUGUAGACGAGAAUGAUGUUGCCUAUGUGCCAGACUAAGGAUUGAUUGCUCAAUUUUUGUUCAAUUUGAUUCUGAAAUUCCAAGUCUAUAAGAUGGACUCCUAUUUUACAGAAGAAAACUUCCAAAUAGUGUAAGUUGGAGAGAUUCAAAUAGAAAACAUCAAAACUGUUGCUGAUAUAAUUUUAUUGGCAAAGCAUCUAUUCAAAUUGCUGAAAUUGAUUGAUGAGAACAUUAAAUUGAAGAUGUCCAUCCUCCCGUAGAACCAAAUCAAGAGUUAAUUUAAGAACACAAUCUAUCAAUUUGUCGAGGAUGGGUCUCAUUUAAUACUCAAUUAUGAAACUUUCAAUGAUUUCAACAUCUGCGAUUUCUUCUUGGAUUACCUUAAUAAUAAACAAUUCUAUCUGAGCAAUAGGUACAAUGAAAAAGUCAAAUACAGUGGACCAGAUUUAAUUGUAAUUCCAUCCCCCCUUAAUCCUAGAGAACUAUUAAGUGGGGUUGAGGACUGUCAAAAAGUUGAAUUGCAAUUGUAUGAUUUAAAGAAAGGGAAGUUAUAACGCUUGGAUGACAUAGAUCCAAAUUAGUUUGAUUAACUUUAUCUCGUCUUCAAGGUGGAUGAAACCUAUCAAAUCUUCCAAACUGUUAAAUGUUAAACUCACAAACUAUUAAGUGGCUAUCACAACCAAGUUAGCUAUGAUCAAACCAUUAGCAACUCUCAGUUCCUAUUAAUAAAAGAUUUGGAUUCCAAUAAUCCAAUUGAAUCUCAAUUAAGCAAAGUUGAAGUAGAAAAAGGCAAGUUAAAGACCAAUCUAAUGAAUCUAAUUAGGAAGGACAAAAAGAAGGAGAACCUAUAAAUUACAUAUAGAUUCAUAACUAAUCAGUCUCUCUUGGUUGAGCUUUUUAGUGAUAAGAUCCUAACAAUCAAAAUAACAUCUUAACAAUAUAGAAUCUCUAUGCUAGAUUAUAACUUUGUUAAUGAACUGAUAUUUGAGUACAUUACAGAAAACACUUAAGAUUUGAGCAAGACUACUCAUGGGAAGGUAAUAUUAGAAGGAUUGGACAAGGACAUUGAAUUUGAAUAAGAGGAAUAAGUGCCUUUUGGGGCUGGGGAUGGAAGGAUGAUGAAGCUCCUAUUAAAGAAGUCGAGCUCAAAGGCUGAUGAGGUGCUGUACCACAAAUCAUGUGAACCUAUAACUCAUUCUAAGGAUUUACAAAUAGGCAAUACAAUUAAUAUGCUAAGCAAAUAGGAAAUCCAAGCAGCAUCAAGAGCAGGAUAAGAAAGAGUUGAUUGUCUGGAAUUUAAGGAUAAUUUGGGAAAUCGAAUCAACAAUUUCUCCUAUUCCUCCUUGGUUUUUGUGCACUCCCUAUUUAAUUAAAUUCAAUACGUUCCCGAGUAAGAGAAAAUAAAUUCAGAACUGCAUCUAACUUGGACUCCAAUUUUUAAAGGAGUCUAUAAACUGUACAUUGACGACGUAAGAAUCAAGGGUAGGUUCGUUAUACUGGCUAAUGUGCCUAGUAUAUAGGAAAGUGUGAUAGAGCUUCCUCAAGAUUUGCACACUAUACCAUUUUAUGAAGAUAUUCCAUUCACAUUUUAAAUAAGGGAUGUCUUCUCAAACAUUUAUGGUGAUAUUGAAUACGAUUUAUAUUUGGAUUGUCAUUGCAAAGUAGAUGCUGCUAAAGAGGCUAAGCUGUAAGUGAGUUUCUAAAACUUGUAGAAGAGCGGAUCCAUUAAUGCAAAGGCUCAUUUCAUCCCUGAGAAUAUAGAGAUAAUUGAUCAAUAAACUGAAAUUAUUUUUAUGAUCAACAAUGACAUUAAAUUAGGUAUGAUUAUAUAAGAGUAUUUUUAUAGUGAAACCAAUUCAGAUUUCAGGGGUUUGUUUAGAAAAAAGAAAAAAAAAUUUCGAAGCAGAAUUAGACAAAAGUUUCAAGCCAAUGGAUUAUUAGUUAAAGAUUAGAAGAUUGAAUUUCUUGAAGGAUUUGUCAGAAUUAACAGAGAAGAAAAUGAAUUUAAGAUUCAGUAUUACCUUUUAGGAUGAACCUGGUAUUGAUGCUGGAGGUCUUAGGAGAGAAUUCUAUGAUAUGAUAGGAAACACCCUAAAAGACGACACCUAUAAAUUCUUCUAGCCUGUUUAAGGCAAUCUUGGAAAAUAUUUCCUACAUAGUAAUUUCAACAGAAUCAAAAAUAAAAAAGAUUAUGCUCUGCUAUUCGGAAAGGUAUCAUUUAAUUCAAAUAAUAGUUAAUUGCCAAUGCAAUUGCCAAUGGUUACUUGAUCGGCAUUGAUAUAAUAAGCCCAUUUUGGAAGGUCUUGUAUAAUGAAAAGAUCCUCUUUGAAGACUUGUUCCUAAUAUGGGAUAAAUAAACAUACUCCAAUUAUGCUAAUCUCAGAGACAUGAAUGCAGAAACACUUGAAUCUCUCUACUUAGAUUUUACUUAUUAAUUAGGUAAUUCCACCAUUGAGCUCAUUCCCAAUGGAUCUACAAUGCCUGUGACUACAAAUAACGUGCACCAGUAUUUAGACAAAACUGCUGAAUACAUUAUUUACAAAUAAUUCCAAGACAUCUACAAAUCAUUUAUUGAAGGAUUUACAUCUGUUGUCGAUUUAAAGGUACUUUGAAUUAAGAUUGCUCUUAGAUUUUCCAAAAGUGGCUGACUCCUUCUGAGAUAUCAUUGUUCACACAAGGAUUACUUGAAAUAAAGCCUGAAGUUAUCUUACAAAAAAUAACAUAUUCUGGAGGUAAGGCAAAUCACAAAUCUUACUUUGAGACCUACGUCAACCAAGCUGAUUCAUAAACAUUAAAGAACAUGUUAAAGUUCAUUACUGGUAACUUUAUUAAUCCACCUUUAGGUUCCUCUGCUAUUCCAUUUGAUUAAAGCUCAUAUAUCAUAUCAGUUGAAUUCAAAAAUAACCUGGAUACUAGAAAAUUGCCUCUUGCUCAUACAUGCUUUAAGUCAAUUGAAGUCCCAUUGUAUCCAAACUAUGGACAAAUGAAAUAAAAACUAGAUAUCGCCUUCACAAUUGGAUUAGAAGGAUAUGGAUUUGGUUGAAAGUAAUUUUAUAUUGCAUGAG
Molecule: messenger RNA, 14410 nt
Organism: Paramecium octaurelia
Lineage: Eukaryota; Ciliophora; Oligohymenophorea; Peniculida; Parameciidae
Source: the annotation of a GenBank genome assembly